Molecule: messenger RNA, 1324 nt
Organism: Varanus komodoensis (Komodo dragon)
Lineage: Eukaryota; Metazoa; Chordata; Lepidosauria; Squamata; Varanidae
Gene: OARD1
Product: O-acyl-ADP-ribose deacylase 1
Exons: 5
Coding region: 462-914 (150 amino acids)
Biological process (GO): peptidyl-glutamate ADP-deribosylation
Source: RefSeq, a predicted model, not a curated record
GAGGAAGGCCCUGUCCUUGUACGGUCCGUCAGCGGAUACCGUCGCUGCUUCGCUAUAGUUGGCUCAUGGAGUCCUGGGGAGGGGGGCGGAGCCGUGUGGAAACGCUUCACAGAGAAUCCGUUAGGAUGAACAGUACGAAUAGGGUAGCUGGCGCCUUUUUAAUGGCGGUACUUCGUUAUCCCAGAACGUUAUAGAUACACACUUGGCGCUAAAAUUCUUGGAAGCAUGGCUGUAAUUAUUAAAAAAAAAAAGCCGUAGUAACUAAAAGGCAAAAUACAUGCGCACGGAUUUUGAAGAUUACCAAAGCGUUUCCCACGGCCUGAUUCGUAUUUAUUUGUUAAAGUCUACAUCUGUUUUUUCAGUAAUGAUUUUAAUAUGUUUGGUUUUUCCUACAUGAACAUAAAUACGUUCCUUUCUAGUCCCUGCAUCUGAAGGAAUUCUGAAAAGCCCUCCAUCGAGCUAUGGCUACCACCUGUUCUGCAAAAGAAGAAAGGAUUAAGUACAUAAAGGGAGAUCUUUUUACAUGUCCUGAAACAGACUCCUUGGCUCACUGUAUUAGUGAAGAUUGUCAUAUGAGUGCUGGGAUAGCUGCCAUUUUUAAGAAGAAGUUUGGUGGUGUUCAGGAACUCUUGAACAAACGAAAGAAAACUGGAGAUGUGGCUGUUCUGAAUAGAGGGAAGAGAUAUGUGUACUAUCUGAUUACAAAGGACAAAUACUUUCAUAAGCCUAUAUAUGAAAAUCUACGGAAGAGUUUAGAAGCCAUGAAAAUUCAUUGUCUACAGCAUGAUGUAACUUGCAUUUCUAUGCCCAAAAUUGGGUGUGGACUUGACCGAUUGGAUUGGAGUAAAGUUUCAACAAUGCUUGAAGAAGUAUUUGAAGAUACGGAUGUUAAGAUUACAGUUUAUACCCUUUAAUUCUUGGGCCAAUUAUCUUUGUUUCCAAUUUGUGGUAUUCUUUUUUUGUAUUUGAUUUAUAAGAAGAUGAUAGGAUAAUCUUGGUCCAAGUUUCCUUCAAUCUUCCAGGUAUUUCUCACCAUUACUAGUGUCCAAUCAUGGGCAAUAUUUUGCACAAGCUUGCAGUUAGAUCUUUCAGAAAUUCUCAGUCCAAACAGAACUGGCUGUUACUCGUUUAGCAAAUGAAGCUACUAGUUUGAAAAGCAAACAAAAAAGUCUGGCUAUGUUUCGUUGUUCUAGCACUUUUUGCUAUGUAGGCUUGUAUUUCAAGUAAACAACUAUGGCUCUUUGGUGGUAAACCAUUGAAGACGUAUAUGUUCAAUUAAAAUAAGAUCUACUUAUGUUUAUGUAAAUAAAAUUCCUUUUCCAAA